AUGAUCUUUUCAAAAUUUCAUCAAUUACAAAAAGUUCCUUAUUUAACUUUACUUCCUAAUGAAGUAUUAGCUGAAAUUUGUGAAAACCUAUCACCUGUUGAUCUUUAUUCACUUGCGUCUACUUCUAAAAAGCUUCGGAACUUUUUAUGGUCAACUUCUACUAUUACUCAACAAAUUUGGCGCAACUCUCGUCGAUUAUACUUUCCUCAAUAUAAAUCACAGCCACUUAAAGAUAUGUCAGAACAAAAAUAUAUUUAUUUGGCUGCUUUGGCAAAGAAAUGUCAAUUUUGUGAUGAAAAAGAUCCACGAAAAUUAAAAAGGUAUUGGGAAUUUCAAGUAUAUUCUUGUGAAGGUUGCAUCCAAAAAAGAAUUGUCAGUCAUAAAUCGUUGUUAAAAAAACAUAAAAUUUCUGAAGAUGUUCUCUCAACUUGUUUAAGUUUUGGUGAACAAGGUUAUUUUGUUCCAGACGUUUUAACGGCUCAGAUAGAAUAUUCAAAAACUAUAGAUAAAUUUUCUUGGGUAACUCAUAAACAAUUGGAUGUUAUUCAACAAAAAUGUAGAAUUAUUUCAAUAUUAUUAGACGAAUUUCACGCUGAUUCAAUAUUAGGGCAUCAGUAA
Cetraspora pellucida is the source of this 618-nucleotide messenger RNA. Lineage: Eukaryota; Fungi; Glomeromycota; Glomeromycetes; Diversisporales; Gigasporaceae. The record is from the annotation of a GenBank genome assembly.